Dipodomys ordii (Ord's kangaroo rat) is the source of this 980-nucleotide messenger RNA. Its product is annotated as olfactory receptor 8B4. Gene Ontology annotation, cellular component: membrane. The transcript has a single exon. NCBI's taxonomy places the organism in Eukaryota, Metazoa, Chordata, Mammalia, Rodentia, Heteromyidae. The record is from RefSeq and is a predicted model, not a curated record. Gene Ontology annotation, molecular function: G protein-coupled receptor activity; olfactory receptor activity; odorant binding. The coding region runs from base 1 to 948 and encodes 315 amino acids. Gene Ontology annotation, biological process: sensory perception of smell; G protein-coupled receptor signaling pathway.
AUGACUUACCAGAAGAGAAUGGCUCCAAGGAACAGUUCCUCAGUGACUGAGUUUAUCCUUGUGGGAUUGUCAGAAUACCCAGAGCUCCAGAUCCCCCUCUUCCUCCUGUUCUUAGGGAUCUAUGUGUUCACUAUAGUGGGCAACUUGGGCUUGGUCACCUUAAUUGGGCUAAAUUCUAGUCUUCAUACCCCAAUGUACUUUUUCCUCUUCAAUUUGUCCUUUAUAGAUCUCUGUUACUCCUGUGUGUUUACCCCCAAAAUGCUGAAUGAUUUUAUGUCAGAAAAUAUUAUCUCUUAUAUAGGAUGCAUGACUCAACUAUUUUUCUUUUGUUUCUUUGUCAAUUCUGAGUGCUAUGUCUUAGUAUCAAUGGCCUAUGAUCGCUACGUGGCCAUUUGCAGCCCUCUGCUGUACACAGUCACCAUGUCCCCUCGGGUCUGCUCUCUGUUGAUGCUGGGUUCCUAUGUGAUAGGGUUUGCUGGGGCCAUUGCCCAUACUGGAAGCAUGCUGAGACUGACCUUCUGUGAUUCCAACAUCAUUCACCAUUACCUCUGUGAAGUUCUCCCCCUUCUACAGCUCUCUUGCACCAGCACUUAUGUCAAUGAGCUUGUGUUUUUCCUUGUUGUUGGAGUUGUCAUUGUUGUAUCCAGUGUCAGCAUCUUCAUUUCUUAUGCAUUGAUUCUGUCUAACAUUCUUCAGAUUCCCUCUACAGAGGGCAGAUCCAAAGCCUUUGGUACAUGUGGCUCUCACUUGCUUGCUGUGGCUCUGUUUUUUGGGUCUGGGGCAUUCACUUACUUAACAACCUCUUUCUCUGGAUCAAUAGAACAGGGAAAAUUUGCCUCAGUCUUUUACACCAAUGUGGUUCCAAUGCUUAACCCUUUGAUCUACAGUUUGAGGAAUAAAGAUGUUAAAUUUGCUCUAGGCAAGACCCUGAAGAGACUAGUCUUCUGACGGGUCAGGUAGUAUUAUAGGCAAUUAAGUCC